CCUGUCCCUCCGUGCGCGCGCGGACCGGCCGCCAAGGCCGGCACCCUCGCCGUCGCCCGGGCCGGGCGGCCGCCAUUCCCGUGUCGCUGCGCCCGCGGGGGCCUGCCGGGCCUGCCGCCAUGCCGCUGGGCCUGAAGCCCACCUGCAGCGUCUGCAAGACCACGUCGUCCUCCAUGUGGAAGAAGGGCCCGCAGGGGGAGAUCCUGUGUCACCACUGCACGGGCCGGGGCGGCGCGGGCGGCGCGGGCGCGGGGCCGGCGGGCGGCCCGGGGGGCGGCCUGGGCGCGGCCACCUUCGCCAGCACCUCGGCAGCCCCUCCGCAGAGCAACGGGGGCGGCGGCGGCAAGCAGAGUAAGCAGGAAAUCCACCGGCGGUCGGCCCGGCUUCGGAACACCAAGUACAAAUCCGCCCCGGCCGCGGAGAAGAAGGUGUCCACGAAAGGAAAAGGGAGGAGACACAUCUUCAAGUUAAAAAAUCCCAUCAAGGCUCCAGAGUCGGUUUCCACCGUCAUCACGGCCGAGUCCAUCUUCCACAAGGGUGUGUAUUACCAGAUUGGCGAUGUGGUCUCCGUGAUUGACGAGCAGGAUGGAAAGCCCUACUACGCCCAGAUCAGGGGUUUCAUCCAGGACCAGUACUGUGAGAAGAGCGCCGCUCUGACAUGGCUGCUCCCCACCCUCUCCAGCCCCAGGGACCACUUUGACCCUGCGUCCUAUAUCAUCGGGCCAGAAGAAGAUCUGCCAAGGAAGAUGGAAUACCUGGAAUUCGUUUGUCAUGCACCGUCUGAGUAUUUUAAGUCCCGGUCAUCACCAUUUCCCACAGUUCCUACCCGGCCGGAGAAGGGCUACAUAUGGACUCAUGUUGGACCUACUCCUGCAAUAACUAUUAAGGAAACCAUUGCCAACCACUUGUAGUUUACAACUGAAAGUAGGCUCGUGUCUGCUGUGACCAGGAGGCUGCUGGCUGGGAAGCCUGUGUCUCGUCUCAGAGCACCUGGGGCCGAGGGCUCCGCUCACAUUCCAGCUUGGUGCCAAAUGUGCGUCUCGGAAGGGAGUAGGUGGCAGCUCAGCAAGCUCCGACCCUGGCACCAGGGUGGGCAGACCUGGAAGGAGCGCUGCCCUCCUGGGCUGUCUUGGCCCAGCCCUGGCCACUGUGGGCAUCUGGGGAGUGAGCGGUAGGUGGGCGCUCCUCCCUGGCAGGUCUGUCUCAAGAGGAAAAAUGGAGCUGGAUUUUUAGCCUUUGUGUAUUUAUACUAUUAUAAGCUAUACUACAGGUUGUUUUCAAUGAAAUUUUUAGCUGGAAGGGUGAUUGAGGCUUUUCCUUACUAUCCAGUAAUGAUUAUUGUCUAUAUUACUGGCCAUUCGGAGAAUUAAGAAUGGAAAAGAAUGAAAUAUGCUUUGGGGUUAAUUACUGCCUUCUGUGUGUGUUCUCAGACACAGGGUGAAGUGCCAGGGGGACCAUUAAGGGCAGGUAGUAUUUAUUUUUUCCUCCAUAAUUUAUUCCUAGAAGCUCAUAAAAUGGGAUUGUAUUUUUCUAUAAGAACAAAAUAUUAUGGUUUAGAUUUCUGACCAAGGUCUUGGCUACAUAAAAUGUCGCUGUGACCAGCAGUGUCUAUGCUGAAGCCAUGCAGGCCUUCUUUUCUGAUGCAGAAGAUGCUAGGGUUGGUUUCUGGCUGCUUCAGCCACAAGCAGAGGGACUGGGGCUGAUUGCACAGCCUGGUCUUUUUAAAACUUGCAACAGGCAUUCAGAGUCCUUUGGUGGAAUUUAAUAGAGCUGUGCUUGUUCCCCGCGCUCCGGCAGAGCCAGGCUGCCAGGCAGCCCCCAUGGCAGCGUACGGAGGGCGGACUGCACAGGUCUCACCUGGGACUCAUAAAAUGAGUUGGAACAAGUGGUGCUCACUGCAGUGUUAGGAGGUCUGUAGCACUGACGUCUCCAGAAAGCCUGUCCUUAAGUGAAGGCCUUUGCUGUGGACACAGCCUGGACCAGGCAGGCGUGUAGUACAGAGUGUCCAGAAUUCAGGUCUUAGUGCAAGGGCAUGGCAGUUAAGUAAGGGAGCUGCAGCCCUGCUGAAGUGUGAAGUGGGGGUGGCCAUGUCUGUCUCCUGUCCUUGUUUAGUCUCAGGACAGUUGGCUGGGGUCUCAUCACGAUGGCCUGGAGCUGAGGCGCCUUAAAUAACCUGCUGUUUGGGGAAGGAGCAACUGUAGACAGCUCACGUCUAUUCAUAGCAGCUGUGGUAAAAUGAACUGUAAGUACCAUUGUAAAUAGGGUUCCAAAUGGUUUCUGAAUGAUAAUGUUCACAAUUUUGGAUUAAAAUGUGUUUUUCACCAAG
Molecule: messenger RNA, 2326 nt
Organism: Ochotona curzoniae (black-lipped pika)
Lineage: Eukaryota; Metazoa; Chordata; Mammalia; Lagomorpha; Ochotonidae
Gene: GATAD1
Product: GATA zinc finger domain containing 1
Exons: 5
Coding region: 120-911 (263 amino acids)
Biological process (GO): regulation of DNA-templated transcription; chromatin organization
Cellular component (GO): nucleus
Molecular function (GO): sequence-specific DNA binding; zinc ion binding
Source: RefSeq, a predicted model, not a curated record